UCCAAACUACCGUGCUUAAAUAAGAUCUUAUCUGCAGAGUAUUGGAGGGUGGCAUCAACUCUUGGGAAUCACAACAGACCGCCAUGUGCCUUUGACAAUAGUUGCCUUAGGUUCGCUGCUGGUUAGAAAUGAAACCUAAUCCUGGACUCGUAGCAUUACUUAAACGUGAUGUCCAUUUUAAAUCCUUAUUCUUGGAUUAGGCUAAAUGUGUGAUGCACUUUUAUACGGUUUCCUCGGGGAGUCUCAAGUCAUCGGCUUGACCGCUACAUGUUGUAGCGCUCUUUCGUCGUGUGCUUACAUUAGUUGGAAAUAAUGACAAAGGGAAGAUAUGACACUCGUGUUCACAAUAUUGCAGAUAUAUAAUGAUGCGGCGACGUUUGAUGAAAUUACACUCUAGUGCAGAACAAAGAAGAGAUAACUAGCCUGUGGGUAUUCCUACAAGUCGGCGCCGUUCGUGUCUUAACCAGCUGUCUCUCGUAACAUUGUUCAUUUGGUAGACGAAGCCAAAUGCAAGCGGUGCUCCGGAGAUGUGGGAGCCAGAGUUGGUUGAGUAGUGUGCUUAUUGUUUUAUUUAUCUCUCUCUCCCUCUCUCUCUCUCUCUAUAUAUAUAUUUUAAGCAUUGCCAUGGUAAGUCCUUGCAAGGCGCGUAGUGUGAAAUCAUCUUGGUUGCGGUUUUAUUUGUAACUAUUCUUGUGAAAGCGGAUUUUUGAUUUUGGGAAAUGUUCUGAUGUAUCCGACUCUUCGUCUAUGGGGCUUGCCACAAAAGCUGGAUGUAGUUAGACGGGCUUUCUUUAGACAACUCAAAGCAAAAGGAGGAGUGUGGUGUUUUAAGGUUUCGGCAAGACCACUAGAGACAGACCCAUGGCAAAGUGGUUGAAAGAUUACCUAAAUUUUGGCAGCAGGAAAGCACCUCCGCAGCCACCUAAGCCAGACUACACCGAGAGCGAGAUCCUCCGGGCGUACCGUGCCCAGAAAGAACGAGACUUUGAGGACCCGUACGAGACCUCAGAAAACCGAGUGCAGAACGGCUCGGGGACCACCGACCCGUUUCCUGCCUUUGGAACAGUUCUGCCCAACGGCAUGGAGGUCAAGAUUGUGUCUCCCAAACACAGGCUGAUAAAAGUGGAAUCUCAGGAAUUUGUCCGCUGCAAGAACCCACUAAGCAUUGUGUCCUUUGAAGAGCCGCAUACUCCGCUGGUUCCAUCUGCUCCAGCAGUAGGCGACGCGGAUUACUCCGACCCGUUUGAUGCGCGGCCGGACCCACGGGCCCGGCCGGGCUGGGAGCACGGCUCUGUGGAAAACAGCAGCAGCUACAUGGAGCCCUUUGAAGCGCAGAGAGUCAUUACUGAGCUGCAGCACAGCUUUGAGCAGACCCGCCCUGGCCUUCAGGGCAGCCCACAGUUGUACGACAGCCCCUAUGAUGAGAGGGGGCACCCUUGGGCCAAGCCCACCGACCACGAGAGAGAGAGCCGGCUGCCCCAGGACGAUGAGAGGCCCGCCGACGAAUACGACCAGCCCUGGGAGUGGAAGAAAGAGAACAUCUCGAGAGUUUUCGCAGUUCAGUUCGACGGCACUGAUCGAGACCACUCCACCCUGCCCCACGGUGAGAAGCAGAGGAGAGUCGGAGCUCCCAGGUCCAGCCCUCCAUCCAGCAAGGCCACCAGCCUGCAGAGGCAGAGUGAACCCCACACCGUCCUCGGGGAGAGGGUAGACCCAGCCAAGCCCCUCGAACAGCAAGUGUGGUACCACGGUGCCUUAAGCCGUUCGGAGGCCGAGACACUGCUGACACUAUGUAAAGAGUGCAGUUACCUGGUGAGGAACAGUCAGACCAGCAGAAACAACUACUCCCUCUCCCUCAGGAGUUGCCACGGCUUCAUGCACAUGAAGUUCUGCCUGACCAGCGAGGGGAGAUAUGUGCUGGGGGAGAACAGCCCCCCCUUCACCACCAUCCCAGCAGCCAUUCACUACUACACCACCCACAAGCUGCCCAUCCGUGGGGCGGAGCACCUCUCCCUACUCUUCCCUGUGGUGGUGCAAACACUCUGAGCGCACACACACACGCGCAGGCAGGCCUGGACUCCUGCUCACUUACUCACGCAUUCGCACAUGCAUACUCAGGGCCUGAUUUGAAACGGCUUGCAGUAGCGCUUUGUGUUUUAUCUGAAAUGUAGUUUUGGUGUGGAUUUGUGAUGAUGGCUAUUUGAUUGAACUGAAAAUCAGAACAUUCAAAAGUGCCAUUGAUGAUGCAAUUUCAAAUGUGAACCACUGCGAAUUUGGCUGUGGUUGGUGCUGCAGUUUUGAAGGCUUUUUUUGAGACAACACAAGUCCACCCUCUUGCAGAAUCUUUCACACUACAAGACUUGCACAGAACUGUUGUAGAGCGACGUUCUCAUAGUCCUCUCCCUUUACUUAUACCAACUAUUCCUCUGGACUCGUAGAGGAAUGCUGUCCUAGUGGGAUAAGCCUUCAUUACAGUGACACUGGUAGCAGCAGAAGUAUACAGGACCCAUUUUAGCUGUAGCUCCUCCAUCGUUAUGCUGUACCCUUGACACCUGUGCUGCGCUCAGAGAGCACCUGCCAAAAGCGGAAGAGGUGUCAAUAAUUGCAUAAGGACAACGAUUUUUUUUGCCGUUGAGGACAAAUAUGGCCAAAUGAAGUUGCUCCGUAAUAUGUGAAUACCUUUUUAAUAAAUCCCAGUUGUCCAGUGUAAGAUGUGGUGUUAAUGAGCUUGGCUGGCAUGUGCUGGGAUGCAGGAUGUUGUCCCCUGUGGUGGCAGAGGACGGUACCAGCUGUGCCCAAUCAGGUCAAGGAAGCGCCUCCUGCAAGGGGAGUUCCUGCAACCCCAAAGCGGAGCUUCCAGUCAGCCGGGUCUACUCUCUUCUCUCUGCUUUGUCCAGCUAACGCUGCACUCAGAGAGGGCUGACCACCACAUUGCCGACAACCAGUCAAAAAAAAAAAUAAAUCAUGGCAAACUUGCAAGCAGAAACUACUGAACACUUGAAUACACGUUAACACUUUCUCUGUCGUGACUGUAGCGUCUCCAUUUGCAUUAGCUGAUUUUAUUUUUUUUGGAAAUAGAAGCAAUAGACAGUUUUAAAUAAAUGUACAGAUGAUAUCCUUAUCACUGCAAGAAUUAUUCACACGCUUCAUAACUGACUCCAUUAGGCGGAACUCCGUUAGAUGAAACUAAAAAAGUAUAUUUGGUGCAGUGAGUCCUGAAUGAAGCAGCAAAGAGCAAAAUGGUCACUUCUUCGCUCUUUAUCCUGCAGACAAGAAGUCGUAACAAGUCAAUAUCUGCCACAGCAUGAUGAACUGAAGUAUGGUUUCAGGAAUGAUGUGCAUUAGCUGAUGAGUAUAAGAUGGAGUAACCUCUCCAGUGACCUGCUUCUGAUCUGGGCCUGCUGGACACUCCUGGAGGCAUAUGAGGAACCUUUUAAGGCGUUGGUCGACGGAGCUGUCUGCUGUAUUUUAGUCACAGGCAGGAUCGCUAAAGUGGCUCUAGAACUCACACUCACAGUGGCACGGUAAUUCUGUCAUGGCACAUAGUAGUAGUAAUACACCAGGUCCUAUUCUGUUGCAGAGUGUAAUGGAGAAUUACACUGUAGUUGACUCAGUUAUGCUGACUAAUUUUACUGACACUAAUGUUUUUAAGCUCUCAUUUCUUUUGAAUAAAGUAUGCUGUUUUUAAUAGUAAAGCCUGCAUUAUAUUCAUCAUAUUCUUGUGUUCUACACGUUGGGUGGAUGAAUACUGGAUUGAAUGUGACACGUUUGUGCUCUGACGAAAUGAAGCAGGGAGCAUAACUCGCUCACUUUCUCUCUCACGCUGUUCUUGCAGUGUAUUCACUCCGCCUCUCUCCCGCAUGUUGGCUCUCCGCAUAAAGCGGAAUGGAAGAUGAUUCCUUCAAGCCUUCACACAAUACAGACAGAAAAAUAGGUCAUGGCUCCCAUGUGGGGCUUGGUCUAUAUGUGCAGCAAUGUUUGUACGUCAGGGGUAAUGGGUGGGUGUGUGUCUGAAAAAGGGAGAAGUGUAUUAACCUUUCUUUUGCAGAGAUAUGCUGGCUUUCGUUUUGUAGUAUUUCUGCAGAAAGUCACUUUGACUUCUUAAACUGCUUAGUAUUAGGUUAAAGAGGGAAACUCAUUUUUUGUUCAUUUUUAGUGCUUUGGCCUGAUAUGUAAAGACAAACUUUUAAAGGUGCUAUUUGCAUUGCUGUAUAGUGUAUACACACCAUAUUUGCAGUGCUGUGUGGUUUUUACUUAAUUUGUGUUUUCCAACUGACAACUAGCUACAUUCUGUUCAAAUGCUCAUAUAUAUUACUGAAGAAUUUGCAUCCUUCUGUCACCCAACAGUGAAUGUGUCCUACUUUUCAUGAUCUGGAUUGCAGGCCUUUGCAUCUGCGUUCAGAUAAUACAGCAGCUAAACCCAACAUCACAGAGCCUCGUGUUUGCUCUGUGUGGCUGUUUGUGCAGCAGGAUGCUAAAGUGUGGGAGUAGAUGUGCAUUCACGUGGGUGUGAGCUUUUGCCAGCUUGCCUCCUGAGAGCAGGUGUGAGAUGCAGAGGUCACUGAAGCAGAAAGAACAGAGACAUUUCAUCAGUGACGGGUCAGAGGAAGGUCCAAAAUAACCAUGGGAGCGGCUGCGAGCGCCAUGGCAACAGCAGCAUUCUAACAGGACACCCCUGUCAUACCCCAUCUUCUCAUCCACUUGAAUCCUACAGGUUUUAGAGAAUAAGAUGCAGUGUCUUAAUACAAUACUUCUAGGUAGAAACCAGUCAGUUGUGUUCAUAUCAUGCUUGGUAAAUAUGCUAUGAAGGACCAAAAGUCUGAAAUAUAAAACUUGAUAUUUGACUUGAGGGCUAGAGUGCAAGUCUAUUCUUGUCACAUGACACCACUCCUAUAAUGGAAUCAAUGUUCACUGUGUUCAUGGUUCAUCCUUACAUUUACUCCUGAUGGUUUUUUCUCCAGUGUAUGCAGGACCAAGUUAAAUAAACAGGAACAUAUUAAA
This is a messenger RNA of Electrophorus electricus (electric eel), 5001 nucleotides long. RefSeq names its product Src homology 2 domain containing transforming protein D, a (gene shda). Lineage: Eukaryota; Metazoa; Chordata; Actinopteri; Gymnotiformes; Gymnotidae. The record is from RefSeq and is a predicted model, not a curated record. Gene Ontology annotation, molecular function: phosphotyrosine residue binding.